AUGGUGAAGCUUCUAGAACCAGCUGAGAUAAUUUUGAAUCCAGAAUGCUUUCGUAAUAUGGUAAAUCUUCAAAUUUUCAUAAACCAUAAUGCAUCUCUACGUGGGGACAUUAACUAUCUGCCCAACACGUUAAGAUUUAUUGAUUGGCCUAGUUGUCAGUUACAAUCUUUGCCACCCAAUUUUCAAGGAAAUCGUCUUGUUGCGUUCAAUAUGCUUGGCAGUCAUAUCAGACACUUGGAGGGAUUUAAGCAUUUGCCAAACCUGACAUCCAUGGAUUUAAAUGGUUGUCAAUUCUUAGAAAAAAUCCCAGACUUAUCCGGAAUCCCAAACAUAAAAUACUUGAUUCUAAGUGGCUGUAGACGUUUGGUUGAGAUUGAUGAUUCUGUUGGACUCCUUGAUAAACUCGUUCAAUUGAAUCUUAGUAGAUGCGUUAAGCUUACGAGGUUUGCAACAACACUUAGAUUGAAAUCACUUGAAGAACUUGAUCUUAGUGAUUGCAAAAGGCUUAAGAGUUUCCCAGAAAUAGAAGUCGAGAUGGAAUCACUAUGGACAUUGAAUAUGGCAGGAAGUGGCAUAAGAGAAUUGCCUCUAUCAAUUGCAUAUCUUACUGGGCUUCUAGAUUUGAUUCUUAAGAGAUGCUUCAAUCUUACUGGGCUUGAAUUACGGCUGCUUUAUUUCUGGUCCACAUUACGAUAUCUUGAUCUAUCUAGAAACAAUUUUGUCACGCUUCCGGAAUGCAUUAGCAAAUUUGUGAGCUUGGACCAGCUUGACUUGCGUGAUUGCAAGAGUCUUCUAGAAAUUCCACAAGAAGUGCUUCCACCAAGAGUAUAUACGGUAUUACUGGAUAAUUGCACAUCAUUGGAGAAAAUUCCAAAACUGCCACUAUCAUCGGAGGUUGAGUAUCUGCGUUUGAUAAAUUGCGUUAGACUACGUGGCUAUGACAUCACAGAAAAUAGUAUUCUGGAUCAGGUAUCUUCUCAUCCGCAUUCUGAAUUUACAAUUACUCUUCCAGGCGAUGAAGUACCAAAGUGGUUCAGCUGUUGUAAAGAUGCAACACUAGUUAAAGAGGAAUUGGUUAUAGCUCGAUGUGAAGUUUGUUUUGAAAUUCCUCCAAAUUUAGAUUGGGAGACGUUAAGAUUGGUUCUAUGUGUUGUUAAUAAAGGAAAGUCAUAUUUUCGUAUUGAUAGAGGCGAGGUAGAGUCACGUGUUCAUAUCAAUGGAAAAAUGGUCCAAUCGACACAUAUGUUCGUAUUCCGAUCAAAAAACAAAAAAACAAAGAUAGAGGAAAGUCAUGUGGCUCUUAAGUGUAUUCCAUUAUUGAAUCUGAGCGAGUUAGGUGUGGGGGAAGAACUGACGCGGUUGCAGCAGGGUAAUAUGUGUCAAAUUAUAUUUGAGUUCUAUAGAAUGCCCACACCCGUUAAAAUCCUCUGCGGGGUCCACCUAUUAGGCCACCAGGUUGCUGAUGUCGCAGUUGAUUGUGGGCAAAGGCAGUGGUUGUUGCCUGAUGCGAUGGCAGUGGACGAUGAUAUUCAGGAUGAUCAACACCAAGACAACGAAUUGCUUUCCUUACCUUCAGCAUCAGAGACUAGUCUUGGCAAGAGGCCUCGGUUAUCAGAUUUCUUGGCACUUGAUGAUGAUCAUCGUGCUAACGUCGUCGACGUUGGUGAUCAUGAAGCUCAAAGAGGAGAGGCUGAUCACCCAAAGAGGAGGCACACUGAUCUUAACGAGGAGCCAAAGUAUGUAAAUCCAUUAAAUUCUGAAUGA
This is a messenger RNA of Prunus armeniaca (apricot), 1764 nucleotides long. Lineage: Eukaryota; Viridiplantae; Streptophyta; Magnoliopsida; Rosales; Rosaceae. The record is from the annotation of a GenBank genome assembly.